AUGUCCCAAUUCCCUGAAGAACCCCUUUCCGAAUCUGCCGCUGAUGGAUCAGGAUACUUUCCCGCCUUUCCAGGUCUUAAGCUAGGUGAAAACAGGUACGAGGUCAUACGCAAGCUAGGGUAUGGACCACGAUCGUCUGUAUGGCUCGCCCUGGAUGCACAGGAUGAUCGUUACAUAGCACUCAAGAUUCUGACUGUACAUGCGACGAACCAGGCAAACUAUGAGCUGGAAGUUCUUAAAAUGAUCCAAAGGAGAGGCCUGGACGAUCUUCCAAGUCUACAAUGUCAUUUCAUCCAGAACAGUGCCCAUGGAGAACAUCUUUGCAUCGGACUCGCGGUACUUGGCACGUCACUGGAGGACCUGCGCUUGUCUUCUCCUACCAAAACUUUACCCGUCCACAUUGUGCAGAAGGCAGUGGCGUCCAUAAUGGUGCCUCUUUUAGAGCUUCAUAAACUUUCCCUCAUUCACGGCGCUGUGACCGGUGAUAAUAUCCGUUUUUUUAUAGGGAAUAAUAAGGGAGAUAUAGAGAGUAGGUUGGCUCAGCUCCCUCCGUGCAAAAUCGAAAAAGUCGUGGCAAUCAAUGGAGUCGAAUACCCGGUCGUUCGAUCACAGCCUAUUACCCACGGUUACGAUUGGAAUGAAACACAGUCCUCUUUUGUAAAUUGCUCUUUGUAUCUUAGCAACGUCGGUCAUGGUAUUAUCAUGCUAUACACUAAAUGCUAUAACUAUGUUGCUCUUCGACCACCGGAGACCAUCAUCGAGACCUCAUAUGACAGCAAGGUCGAUAUAUGGAUGCUUGGAUGCGCGGUAUACCAGCUUUUAACAGGAGAUCCACUCGUGCUCCCUGAAAAAACUGAGGACGAGGGUGACCACCUUGCAUGGAUUCAGGCAAUGGUUCAAGACCGCUUCAAGCGGGAACUCGCGAUUCGCUCUCCUGUCCGAGAAUGCUUUUUUGCCGAGGAUGGAUUUUUCAUUGAAGACAUCCCUGAAGAUACGCUUGAAAGCCGUUUUGCUUCUAGCGGAAUGCCAAACAUUACACCAGAUCAAACUCGAGGCGCUGUUCAAUUCUUAGAGAGAUGUUUAGUCCUGGAUCCUGCCGAUAGGCCUACCAUAGCAGAACUGAAGAGUCAUCCAUGGCUGCGGCCGGGAUUUGCAUGCUCGUGUGUCUUCCGUAGUAUACCUCCUCUCUUGGCGGAUCAUCCCCUUCAGCCCCUAUCAAAGAUGGAUUUACGGCCUCAAUUGCAAGCUCUGCCGACAGAACUCCUUGACGAAAUUGUGAUUUCUAUACCAUUGCAUUCCGCUCCGUCUACGAUCCUUUCAUUGAUUUUGACAAGUCGUGUUUUUUACACCAAUCUAUACCCACGCCACCUCUACUCGCGAGUCAUACUGAGGGAUGAGCGAAGAACAUCCCAGGCUAUCACCAACAUUUUCGAAAACCCAAACCUUGGGCGACACGUCAAGGGCAUUCACAUUUUGUACAACCCAACCCGGGAGCCCAAAUGUCCCUUGAACGUUACAGACGGAGUGGAAGGAUUGAUAACUCUGGGCUUGCUUCCAUCACUUCAAAGCUUCACUUUCCAUGCGCAGGCAGGGUGGAAUGGCUACGGUCAAAACGUUUAUGGGGGAUUUUCGCAAAAUUUCUUCGGAAAUAUAAUCAAGAAAUGCCCUCUUCUUUCAGAGUUUGUUUUAUCGGGACCCGAAGACUCAUUUUUCACACCUCUGGCGUACGAUCUAGGGAUGAGUGUGCUCAAAGAUUCCAAAACUCUCAAAACCCUCGGGCUCGACUUCUGUAAUACCACCCUUGGGACAACCUCUGGAUUCGAUAUAGUUGCCGGAAAUGGAAGACUUUUGUCAUUCACCCUGAACAGUUUAUCUCUCUCCUUUGGCUCGUGCAGCAAGCUUCCCUGCAUCUCCCCAAUAUUAAGGUUGCAUUUCCCCAAUCUGAAGAGGUUGACAUUGGCUUCCUUCUGUCUCAGUGAUACUGCAGAAGCAAUGUCGUUCUGGAGACGCCAUCCUACUUUGCAGACACUUUCCUUACCUUCAGACAACCCCGGUCAGCCCCUAUUCUCGAACGACAUCAAUCAGGGGUUCUUGCCUAAUUUAGUGCAUCUCGAGGCAGACCUAAACGAGGUUGCUGCUUUAGCGCCAAUAAUACACCAGUUGACUCGUCUGUGUGUACGACGGUCGAUCGCAAAAGAAUUCCCCAUUCUACUUCAACGAGUAUUCCCUGAUGGACAGUCCAGAAUACGAAGUCUUGAAAUCGAAGGAGCUUUGAAGCGCAGUCAGAUUCCGAACCCAUUGGCAUUUUCAGAUUAUAUUUUAAGCAUUGCAAAAAUCAUCCCUGCGUUGGAAGAAUUUGGUUUGACGUGUAGAAAUUUGAGCAUGCAAUUAUUUUUUGAAAGUCUCCUUGAGGAUCGGGUUCAAGGCCUCCAACUCAUGAGAAGGCUGUACAUAGGAUACAGGGAUUAUCAUGUGCAUUCCGAAGAAUCAAGAGGACGAUAUCUUGCACUUGUCACCAACCUAUCCGCUCAAAAAUGGGAAUCACUUGACUCGGUGACGGACAUUUCGAAUCGGUACGACUAUCCUUAUACCGUUGCCAAUGUGGUACGAAAUGAAGAAGGAAAGGCGACGUGGGUAGAGGUCGGGAAAGGAAAUGGCAUGCAGAUCGGAUAUGAAAAUAGUCCCUUUGGAAGUAUUCCAGGAUCAGGAUGA
Psilocybe cubensis is the source of this 2712-nucleotide messenger RNA. RefSeq lists its product as uncharacterized. The transcript is spliced from 10 exons. The coding region runs from base 1 to 2712 and encodes 903 amino acids. The record is from RefSeq and is a predicted model, not a curated record. Lineage: Eukaryota; Fungi; Basidiomycota; Agaricomycetes; Agaricales; Agrocybaceae. Gene Ontology annotation, biological process: spliceosomal complex assembly; protein phosphorylation; regulation of mRNA processing. Gene Ontology annotation, molecular function: protein kinase activity; ATP binding.